AUGCCCACGCUGCUCGUCGCCCCUCUCCACCACCAGGAAUCAUUAAGUUCACCCGAUCCAGCGCAUCGCAUCUGCAACCGAAGCAUUGCUACAGGUGAUUUAAACUUCACAUCAACUGAACCAGCAGCCCAACCAACUGAACAUGUUAGCACUAUUGAUAUUGAUGCUCAUGAUUCUCACCGUAAUCCUUUCCUUGCAAAUGUGGAUGAUCACAUGCCAUCUAGUGGACCCAUAGACAUAGAUGAGAUAGAAACACCAUCUUCAUCUUGCUCUAAAAAUCUUGAAAAUAGGAUUGGGAAGAAAAGAAAACUCAGUAUUGCUAGAGUUUUACAAAACUAUGUGGACAUUAGGGCAAAUGAAACAAAUAUAUUUAUGAAUGAACUCAAUGAGACAACUAAGGAAGCAGGUGACUAUUCUAUCAAGAGGUGUCUGGAUCUUCUAGAAUCAAUUGAAGAACUUUCAGAUGAGGAAAAGGCGCAAGCAACAAAUGUGCUGAAGUGUGAGGUCAACAGAGAAAUUUUCAUGAACUUCAAGAUUCCAAAGGUUCGUUUGUUAUGGGUCAAAGGCAAAAUCGCUCCCAAGGUCUAAUCUACAUUGUAUCGUGGUUGCUGGUGGUGUUUACAAGCUGAUGGCUGCAGAUGGUGCUUACAUUUUUGGCUUCUUUGUAUCUGGUUUUGAGACAUUGUAGUGAAGGUUGACAUGAGAAACUCUUGUAUGAACUUUGGAAUGGUUAUCUUUGGAGUGCCUUGUGACAAUUUACCUUUUUAUGUACUUCGGAUCUGUAUGGAAUAUUUUUCUUUGAUGCAUGUACUUCGGAUUUGUAUGAAUAUUUUUAUCCUUGCUAAUAAUUUU
Molecule: messenger RNA, 852 nt
Organism: Zea mays
Lineage: Eukaryota; Viridiplantae; Streptophyta; Magnoliopsida; Poales; Poaceae
Exons: 3
Coding region: 1-588 (195 amino acids)
Source: RefSeq, a predicted model, not a curated record